CCACUGCAUCUGACGCUCUGCAUUGCACUUGGUGAUGUAAUGCUUGGAUGCAGAUGCUCGGUCAUGGAAACCCAUUCCAUGAAGCUCUCUACGCAAUGUUGUUGGGCUUAUCUGAAGGCCACAUAAAGUUUGGCCUCCAAACAGUGCACUUCAGCAUACAGUUGUCGACUUCUGCGGGCUGUGCGCUUCAGCAUGCGCUGACUCUGCUUUGUCAUUUUACAUGGCCUAUCACUUGGUGGCUGAGUUGCUGUUGUUCCCAGUUGCUUCUACUUUGGUAUAAUACUACUAACAGUUGACCACGGAAUAUUUAGUAGCAAGAAAAUUUCAUGGCUGGAGUUAUUGCACAUGUGGUAACCUAUCACAAUACUACGCUUGAAUUCACUGAGCUCCUGAGAGCGACCCAUUCUUUCACAAAUGUUUGUAGAAGCAGUCUGCAUGACUAGGUACUUGAUUUUAUACACCUGUGGCCAUAGAGGUGAUUGGAACAACUGAAUCCAAUGAUUUAGAGGGG
This is a messenger RNA of Staurois parvus, 511 nucleotides long. Lineage: Eukaryota; Metazoa; Chordata; Amphibia; Anura; Ranidae. The record is from the annotation of a GenBank genome assembly.